AUGAGUCACUGUGAGGGGCUGUCCUGCCCGAGCUACCGUGUGAUCUCUAUCAAGCCCGACUACGAGGAACGAGAGUACCAGCCCAGUGUUUGGGCAUCAACCCGCGUGGACUGCAAUUCGGUGGGGAAGAGCGUGUUUUACUCGAGGCUGACCAAGGCGAAGAUGCAGGGGUUCAGGGCCUUGCUGAGGUACAUAUCCGGCAACAACCAGGCUCACAUUCACAUCGCUAUGACGCGCCCGGUGAUAUUCCGGGUGAAUCGGCGGCGGGGGAGGUUGUUGCCUCGUUUUCCUGAGCAACGACACGGAUGCGCGGUUCCCGAGCCCCCUGAGCAGGGAUGUGAUCGUGGAGGGGGUGCCUGCGAUGAGAGUGUUUGUGAGGAAGUUUUCCAGCUUCGUCCCGAGAAGGGAGGGGAGGGCGUUGAGUCCGACGAGUUCUUCGAUGUUCAGUACAACUCGCCAUUCACCUUCUUCAAAGACAAACACGAGGGGCUUGCAAAGGGCUUGAAAGGGGCUUGCAAAGGGGCUUGCAAAGGGCUUGAAAAGGGGCUUGCAAAGGGGCUUGCAAAGGGGCUUGCAAAGGGGCUUGAAAAGGGGCUUGCAAAGGGGCUUGAAAAGGCGCGACAGGAAAAGAGCUCACAGAGCUCAAAGGCGCCAGAGCUCACAGGCGAAAGAGCUCAAACGCGCGAGAGGAAAGUCUCCAGACGGGAUUGGCGAAGAGGGGAGGGCAGCUUGAAGGGCUAA
Messenger RNA from Guillardia theta CCMP2712, 741 nucleotides. RefSeq lists its product as hypothetical. Lineage: Eukaryota; Cryptophyceae; Pyrenomonadales; Geminigeraceae. Bases 1 to 741 code for a protein of 246 amino acids. The record is from RefSeq and is a predicted model, not a curated record. The transcript has 3 exons.